AUGGCUAACAAACGUAAAAGUACAGGACAUUACUCACCUUACUUUAAGAAACAAAAGAAUGAAGAGGUUGAUCUACCAGAGCUCGAAGACAAUAUUGCAAAGGAUCUAAGGGUUUUGUUUGUUGGCAUCAAUCCAGGAAUCAUGAGCUCAACUCGAGGACAUCACUUUGCUGGACCAACUAAUCAUUUUUGGCCCUGUCUUUCUGAGAGUGGACUGGUUGACAAAGUAUUGUCUUACAAAGAUGAUCAGACUCUACCUGAAAUUUAUCAACUUGGAAUAACCAGCCUUACAGCUCGGCCAACACGUUCUGCUUCUGAUCUCACCAAGGCUGAACAGAAAGCAGGUAUUCCUGUACUCAAUCAAAAGAUACGCAAAUACAGACCAAAAGUGGUUUGUUUUGUUGGCAAGGGGAUCUAUGAGAUCUACAUGGGUGAGAAAUGCAAAUCACUUGGAUUGCAGCCCAAUACUAUCAAAUGGGACAAUGGAAAAGGUGCCUCAAAGAUAUUUGUUAUGCCAAGUACAAGUGGAAUCGUGUCCUCUUACCAGAAAUCAGAUAAACUACGUUUCUUCAAGGAACUUGCUGGUCUUGUUGAACAAAUAUCUUGA
Phycomyces blakesleeanus NRRL 1555(-) is the source of this 606-nucleotide messenger RNA. RefSeq lists its product as hypothetical. The transcript has 3 exons. Lineage: Eukaryota; Fungi; Mucoromycota; Mucoromycetes; Mucorales; Phycomycetaceae. Gene Ontology annotation, molecular function: mismatch base pair DNA N-glycosylase activity. Gene Ontology annotation, biological process: base-excision repair, AP site formation. The record is from RefSeq and is a predicted model, not a curated record. The coding region runs from base 1 to 606 and encodes 201 amino acids.